Lolium perenne is the source of this 820-nucleotide messenger RNA. RefSeq lists its product as uncharacterized. NCBI's taxonomy places the organism in Eukaryota, Viridiplantae, Streptophyta, Magnoliopsida, Poales, Poaceae. Gene Ontology annotation, molecular function: enzyme inhibitor activity. The record is from RefSeq and is a predicted model, not a curated record.
UCACGAGAUCUUACUAGUUACUACAUAAACCCACCAAAAGCCUCAAGAUUUGCCUCAUCUCCAUACAGGAAGCCAGCAGAAACUUCGCAAUCCCAUCAAACCAUCGAACCAAAAAAAUGGCAGCAAGGCUUCUCAUCCCCCUCCUCGUCGUCCUCCUUGCCGGCUCCCACGCGGCGCUCGCCUCCUCCACCGUGGAGCAGACGUGCGCGAACGCGACGAAGGGAUCGGAACGCAGGGACCUGGACACCUUCUGCGUGACGACGCUCCAGGCGGCGCCGGGGAGCGCCACCGCGGACGCGCACGGGCUGGCCGUGAUCGCCACGAACCUGACGCUGGCCAACUACACGGCGGCGGUGGCCACGAUCAAGGGCCUGCAGCGGCGCGGGGGCUGGACGGACGGGCAGCUGGCGGCGCUGGCCACGUGCCGGCAGCGGUACAUCGAGGCGCUGAACGUGGUGCACAGCGCCGUCCACGCGCUGGCCACGGGGCGGAAGCAGGCGUACGUGGCUGACAUGGGCGCCGUCAGGAGGGCCGCCACCGACUGCGACGACGCGUUCGCCGGCGCGCGUGGCGCCGCGGCCGCGGAUAAGGAGGAUGAGUCGCCGCUGGGCAAGGUAAACGCCGACGCCGUGGACCUGACCACCGUGGCCAUGCUGAUCGUGAUCUCGUUGUAGCAAGCAGGAUACGUACGUAGUUCUUGCCGGUGCUAGUCAGAUCGGCAGGCAGAUGGAUUGGUCGAUGGAGAGAAAAUAACAGGAUAUGCGUGAUUCAGACUUGUUUUUUGCCGUUAGAAAUUCUUGCUUGAUGUCUUUGAGAUUUA